Artibeus jamaicensis (Jamaican fruit-eating bat) is the source of this 963-nucleotide messenger RNA. Its product is annotated as olfactory receptor 5M11-like. Gene Ontology annotation, cellular component: membrane. Gene Ontology annotation, biological process: sensory perception of smell; G protein-coupled receptor signaling pathway. The record is from RefSeq and is a predicted model, not a curated record. Gene Ontology annotation, molecular function: olfactory receptor activity; G protein-coupled receptor activity; odorant binding. Lineage: Eukaryota; Metazoa; Chordata; Mammalia; Chiroptera; Phyllostomidae.
AUGCCCAUCACUAAUGACAGUGAAAUAACAGAAUUCAUUCUCCUGGGGCUCACAGGUCGCCCUGAACUCCAGCCUCUCCUCUUUGUGCUGUUUCUGGUGGUGUACCUGGUCACUAUCUUGGGCAACCUGGGCAUGAUAGUGUUGAUCAGACUGGACUCUCGCCUUCACACGCCCAUGUACUUCUUCCUCACUAACCUAGCCUUUAGCCUGCGCUAUACCUCCAGUGCCACCCCGAAGAUGCUGACUAAUUUCUCAGAGAAGAAGACCAUCAGCUUUGCUGGCUGCUUUACACAGUGUUACAUUUUCAUUGCACUCCUCCUCACUGAGUUUUACAUGCUGGUGGUCAUGGCCUAUGACCACUACAUGGCCAUAUGCAACGUUCUGCACUACAGUGUGAAAAUGUCCAGGUGGGUGUGCACCUGCUUGGCCACAUUUCCUUAUAUCUAUGGCUUCUCAGAUGGCCUGUUACAGGCAAUCCUGACCUUCCGCUUGACCUUCUGUAGAUCCAACAUCAUCAACCACUUCUACUGUGCUGACCCGCCACUCAUUAAGCUUUCCUGCUCUGACACUUACAUCAAAGAGCACACCAUGCUAAUAUCAGCAGGCUCCAAUCUCUCUAGCUCCCUCACCAUCAUCCUGGUGUCCUAUGCCUUCAUCAUUGCUGCCAUCCUCAGGAUCAAAUCAGCAGAGGGAAGGCACAAAGCAUUCUCCACCUGUGCUUCCCACAUGAUGGCUGUUACCCUAUUUUAUGGGACACUCUUCUGUAUGUAUGUAAGACCACCAACAGAUAAGACUGUUGAGGAAUCCAAGAUAAUAGCCGUCUUCUACACCUUUGUAAGUCCGGUGCUUAAUCCAUUGAUCUACAGUUUGAGGAACAAAGAUGUAAAGCGGGCAUUGAAGAAUGUCCUCAGACAAAAUGUGGUCAUGAAGAUGACAACGCCUCCACUUUCCAAUAAACCGUAA